GUACCAACUAAACUCUCCAAAAUUCUUUCCUUCCUGUUUUAAACUUCAAUAGACAAGAUGCCCGGAGUAACAGUAAAAGAUAUUGAUCAACACGCUGUUGUUAAAGCUGUAGCUGUCUUUUUAAAAAAGACUGGUAAACUAAAGGUUCCAGAACAAAUGGAUAUCAUAAAAACAGCCAAAUUCAAGGAAUUAGCUCCAACAGAUCCAGAUUGGUUUUAUAUUAGAUGUGCAUCAAUUUUAAGACAUCUUUAUCAUCGUAGUCCAGCUGGUGUUGGUUCAAUCACAAAAAUUUAUGGUGGACGUAAACGUAAUGGUGUUCAUCCAUCACAUUAUUGUAGAGCAGCUGAUGGUGCAGCCCGUAAAGCUUUGCAAUGUUUAGAGCAUGCUAAAUUAGUUGAAAAACAUCCAGAAGGUGGCCGUAAAUUAACAUCAACCGGUCAACGUGAUUUAGACAGAAUUGCAAAUCAAAUCGUCUCAAAACAACGUGAAAUCAAAUAAAUUUUAGGGAUGUAUUCCAAGAAAUUAAGAAAAAAAUAAAUUUUUAAAUAUAUUGGAA
This is a messenger RNA of Condylostylus longicornis, 556 nucleotides long. It is a transcript of the gene RpS19a, whose product is annotated as 40S ribosomal protein S19a. Bases 58 to 498 code for a protein of 146 amino acids. Lineage: Eukaryota; Metazoa; Arthropoda; Insecta; Diptera; Dolichopodidae. The record is from RefSeq and is a predicted model, not a curated record. Gene Ontology annotation, molecular function: structural constituent of ribosome; RNA binding. Gene Ontology annotation, biological process: translation; ribosomal small subunit assembly. The transcript is spliced from 3 exons. Gene Ontology annotation, cellular component: cytosolic small ribosomal subunit; ribosome.